UAUCAACAUGAUACACUGUCUCUCUACCUCUCUCUCUCUCUCUCUCUUUUUUCUUGAUUUUUUUUUAAAUGUCGAUUUUUCAACAACUUCCUAGUGAAAUAUGUCAACACAUAUUUGAUCAUGUGGCAUCCAACAGAGCCAGUUUACAAGCAAGUAUGUAUGUAUGCAAGAAAUGGUAUGAUUUUACUAUCAUUCCAUUCUAUAAAAACAUCCAAAUUCGAGGCAUCAACAUAGCCAGACUACAUACACUCUUUUCAACCAAGACAGAUCUUCAACCCUACUUUCAAUAUACGCCACACACGACCACACUCACGAUCUAUCAUGACGAACAUCAACAACACACUGUUAAAUUAUCGAGCAAACGGUUUCUGGAUCUCUUGUUAUACUUUCCCAACCUGAUCAAAUUGGACUUGAGUGGCAGCCAUCAUUGUGAUCAUUACAUGAAAACCAUUCUUUAUGCCAAUUUGCCGAUCUUGAGCCAUAUUCAACAGAUAGAUACUGACUACUCUUAUUGGUCUGAUGUCUAUUGUAGUUACUACUAUCUCUCUGUCUGUCAGAAAUACAGCCAUACACUUAAACAACUCUAUCUCUUGGACGAACAACAACCCUAUGAACCAACUCAUUUUAAUCACAUCACUUUCUUACCUCAUUUUUCUCAGCUCACAAAUUUAACUGUGUUCAAUUACGACAACAGGAGUCUUACCCUGUUUAGUGUACUGACAAUGUGUCCUCAAUUGACGCAUGUUUCGUAUGAAAGUAGUUUUUGUAUGAACGACAUUGCCACCUAUGUCUUGAGUCGAAUGAACCAACGUCGCCCUUACCACCAUCGUCUAAUAUCGCUUGUAUUACGGUUACCUACACUUUCUGAACCUUAUCUUGAUUACCUUUUGUACUAUACCUCAUCUCAUAUGGAAACCAUUAAACUAGAACUUGUUCAGGACAAUUUCUUUAACUGGAUUCAAAAGCAUGGUAUUCAAAAAAUAGUCGCAUUAGCCAAACGCAUGAGUUUAGCUUCUCACGCCAUGAUGUACGCCAGUUCAAUACACCAUACAGCGCAUCCUGUCCAACAAGACUAUCUCUCUCAAGUGAUAAACGCAUUAGGGCAUCGUCGCCAGUUAAAUUAUCAAUACACACUUCGAGAAUAUGGUCAUGCACCAGUCUUGUUGGAAGUGACUCAAAAUACAAUGCAUCUUGACUAUGGAUUACUACUUGAGCAAGACCGUUUCGAUGCAUCUGUUUUCCAUUUAAAUAGGAUACAUCAACUUGAACUGUAUGGCCAAUCAAUAUCUGUGGCAUCAAUACAUGCGAUUGUGGUACAAUGUCCUUGUCUGGAGUACUUAGAAAUGGAUAGUAUGGAUCAACAUUGUUUAUUUGAAAUCAAAAGAGGCGUGUGCAUAGAUAUAGAGGAUUUGGCUAAAAACGAAUUCAUCAACCAUCUAGUGAAAAGUCUCUCAAAAGUUGAUAUUUACCCAAGGGUCAUUCAAUAUCAAUAAUAAAAAU
This is a messenger RNA of Gilbertella persicaria, 1500 nucleotides long. RefSeq lists its product as uncharacterized. The transcript has a single exon. Gene Ontology annotation, molecular function: protein binding. NCBI's taxonomy places the organism in Eukaryota, Fungi, Mucoromycota, Mucoromycetes, Mucorales, Choanephoraceae. Bases 69 to 1493 code for a protein of 474 amino acids. The record is from RefSeq and is a predicted model, not a curated record.